This is a messenger RNA of Uncinocarpus reesii 1704, 1422 nucleotides long. RefSeq lists its product as uncharacterized. The record is from RefSeq and is a predicted model, not a curated record. Bases 1 to 1422 code for a protein of 473 amino acids. The transcript has 5 exons. Lineage: Eukaryota; Fungi; Ascomycota; Eurotiomycetes; Onygenales; Onygenaceae.
AUGGAUUCUCUUCCUGAACAAAUCGCCGAUUUCCGAUGGGAUACAACAGCAAGUCCACAUGGCAAUUUGCACAACCUGGGCCAACCGAAUGGGAAUGACCCGGGGAAUGCACACAUUGGCAGUCAUGACGCCGUUUUUGCCGCAUGCUCUCUUUAUGAAAGCAACAGUCAACGGCCAAAUGACCAGUCAAGUACUUAUCUGCACACACCCCAGUCAUUUCAUGGGAAUGGUCCUCUUAUGUCUAACCCACAGAGUUGGCAUACCACCAAAGAGAACACAUUUUAUGCAUCCUCAGCCAAUAGUGGAGCAUCCCAGAGUUUUGUUUCUUUUCCGCCAGACAACGCCAUGUUGACAAGCCCUAUGGACUGCUCAAACGCGUUUAUUCCUCAAGGAAAUUAUGGGAGCCUGAAUCAGUUGAGCCAAAGGGAGUGGGCCUUGUCCCAGCAACUGGAAGCACAUAAUGCGGACGACAUGCCAGCAAUUCCGCCCCAGAUCUCUGAGGACCUUUUGCCAUCGGAGCUCCACGAUGAUCUAGAAUGGGAUCUUGAUAUUUUCGAUGGGCGCUUCCUUAAUAUUCCCCAGUACCCACAGGUUGUGCUUGAACCUGAGGUGACGGGGACUGGAAAUCUUGGCGGUAGUAACCGCCAACCAUGCUCUGCUACAGAGCCAAUUUCCAUUAUUAAGCCUCCAAAAGCCUCGUUGCGGGUAGACCGCACUGGGCGUUCAUUUCCUUGUUCAUUUCCACAGUCAAGUUCAAUUUUAAGCACAUCUUUCCGGAGUAGUAAACUCCAUGCAAAUUCCCGUCGCAACCUUGGAGCUUCUAGAGGCCAUCUGAUUAGCCGCAAGCGGCCCAAUUUCUCAGUCUGGGAUUCGGUGUCUGGAAAGGAACUCGAGGUGCCCCCUCCAAGGAGACAGCGGACCAAACAGGAAAGAUGGAAGACAGCUUUGAUCCGCGAGCUGGGUGGUGCAUGUGCGGAUUGUAAAAAGAAUCAUCGUUCGUGUAAAAUCGAGCACCUUAUCCCACCUGGUGCGAAAUUGCCUGAACCCGAUCUAACUUCUGUCGAUGGGGAUAUGUCACCGAGUUUAGGUACAUCUUAUGGAACUGUGGGCAUGCUGGGAUCUUUCAUGGCGGGGGUUAACCUUAAUUCCGCCUUGGAAGAAAGCCACCCAUUUUCAGGUGAAGAUAUUACUGGGGCUGGUGGCCAAUUCACUGGCACUCCAUGGAGACCAGAUUUGAUGUCAGGAACCAAUAUGGAUGAACACUGGGGAGAUAAUCCAAAAUUUCAUUCUCAGGAGCUUUUGAAUCACCACGACUCUAUCCAAACUGCUGGCUUGACCCAGGAGCCCACUUAUGGUGGCAGGAACACACAAUUCCGCGAAGAUACCACGGUUUUUGACACUUUGUUUCAAUCUUUCCCUUGA